This is a messenger RNA of Onychomys torridus (southern grasshopper mouse), 1722 nucleotides long. It is a transcript of the gene Fdx1, whose product is annotated as ferredoxin 1. The transcript is spliced from 4 exons. Lineage: Eukaryota; Metazoa; Chordata; Mammalia; Rodentia; Cricetidae. Gene Ontology annotation, cellular component: mitochondrion. Gene Ontology annotation, biological process: P450-containing electron transport chain; positive regulation of oxidoreductase activity. The record is from RefSeq and is a predicted model, not a curated record. Bases 151 to 717 code for a protein of 188 amino acids. Gene Ontology annotation, molecular function: 2 iron, 2 sulfur cluster binding.
GCCGCGGGGCGGGGCCGGGCACGGACGCGGGUUAUAGGGCAGGCUGGGCGCUCCGGGGAGUGUAGUCCGCUCGUAGCUGGACGCGAGGGGCCCGCGGGACCCUCUGGACUGCGCAGGACAUCGCAGGACCCGGAACCUUCCGACCGGGCUAUGGCGGCCGCUCCGGGCGCCCGACUCCUGCGCGCCGCCUGCUCCUCCGUCGCUUUCCGUGGCCUGGAUCGCCGCUGGCUGCUGGCCUGUGGGGUCCGCGCGGGAACUGCAGUCCCUCAGUGGACCCCGAGCUCCGGCGUACCCGCAGAGGCCGGGCGGGGGCGGCCGCUGAGCUUGUCUGCGCGCGCGUGGAGCAGCUCAGAAGAUAAGAUAACAGUCUACUUCAAGAACCGUGAUGGUGAAACUCUAAAGACCACAGGCAAAAUCGGUGACUCUCUGCUAGACGUUGUGAUUGAAAAUAAUCUGGAUAUUGAUGGUUUUGGUGCUUGCGAGGGAACUUUGGCCUGCUCUACCUGUCACCUUAUCUUUGAGGAUCAUAUAUACGAGAAGUUAGAUGCCAUCACUGAUGAGGAGAAUGACAUGCUUGACCUGGCUUAUGGACUAACAGCCAGGUCACGGUUGGGCUGCCAAGUCUGUCUGACCAAGGCUAUGGACAAUAUGACUGUUCGUGUGCCUGAGGCAGUGGCGGAUGUCAGACAGUCUGUUGACAUGAGCAAGAAUUCCUAAGAUACAAUAAAAAGAAAUAUUUUCAUGAAAAUUUUACCUAUUUUUAUAGUUAUUUCUCAGUAUAAUUAAGUGAUUACACAAUAAAAUGUAUUUCUCAGUGUGAGUAGCUCUGCUGUCUUAAGUCAGUUUGUAGUCCUGAAAGUCAGCAGUUUUUGUUUUGAUUAAAUUAUUAAAAUGUCAGUUUAAUUUUAGAAGAGAACUGAUAUAAUAAACUCCUUACACAUUUUCCCCUGAGUGUGUCAGUGAUUUUAGCAAAACAUUACUGUGUAAUCUUAUGUCUGCUUUUUAAGAGGUAAGUUUAAAGAGAGUGUCACUGGGCCUUGAGAGUUAGAGUAGCAGGGUCAGAACACUGGCUGCACUUCCAGAGGACCCAGUCAAUUCCUAAACCCACAUGGCUGUUCAUAAUGCUUUGUAACUCCACUUGUUGCCUCCACAGACACUACAGUUUUUCUUGUUUCAUGUAGGUAGUAGAUUGCCAUCUAACAUGACUUGCCCAGGGUGUAACCAGAGAAUCUGUGGCUUCUGGCUGUCAGUUUUAUGUCAGACUGAAACUGGAGAAAUUAUGAAGAUCUUAACCGAGGUUGGCAGAGCUGUAUUACAGAGGACAUCAUGUGACCUCUCAAACAGUACAGACACAGACUUUCCAAAACUGGCUGUGAUUGACAUGGCCCACUGGAACCACUGCAACUGGCCCUUUAAUUCAUGAUAAUGGCAUUUCUGUAUCAUUAGCCUUAAAAACUUCUGUUCCUGCUGUCCACCUCGUACAAGGACAUAUUCAGAAACUCUACUUAGGGAUAAAAGGGGUGAGGAGAGUUAACCCUAUUUGGGGGAAAUCUCGACCCAUUCCCAGAAUUCUUUAGUGUGCCUUAACUUAUGACUAUUUUCCCCCUCCUUAAAGUUUGCCUAUAAUACACUGUCUCAAGGUCCAUACUACCCAUCUCAGAAGCCUCCAUUCACCUUUGGGUGUGUCCUUUUGUACUACAAUAAAACACUUCCCAGUUCUUA